Messenger RNA from Beauveria bassiana ARSEF 2860, 4203 nucleotides. Its product is annotated as reverse transcriptase. NCBI's taxonomy places the organism in Eukaryota, Fungi, Ascomycota, Sordariomycetes, Hypocreales, Cordycipitaceae. The transcript has 5 exons. Bases 1 to 4203 code for a protein of 1400 amino acids. The record is from RefSeq and is a predicted model, not a curated record. Gene Ontology annotation, molecular function: zinc ion binding; catalytic activity; nucleic acid binding.
AUGUUUCGCCGACGAAGACUGCAAAAAAGACCAACUACAAGAGCGUCCCGCGCCAAUCAGGCUCCAGCGAACGAGGCAGAGUCGGACAAUGCGACAAUUGCGACGGAAGGCGCCGGCGGCACUGAUACUGGUGCGGCAGCGCUGCUCCACAUUGUGCUGAAGGAACUCAAAGACAUCAAAGACGCGUCAGUCAAGCAGCAAAACCUUAUUGAAGAUCUACGAGAACAAGUGGUCGAAGCGAAACAAGAAAUUCGAGACACCAGGGACGAGCUGAAAUAUGUACGAGAACAACUUGAGGCCGUGACCGCCGCUGCGGCGGCGUCUGAAAUCAGUCCACGGCCUUCAUACGCUGAGAUUGCACGAACACCACCCACAAGUCACCCAAGCAACAUACCAUCGUUUUCCUCCAACACGACUACAUCGGGCGCAACGGACUUACUGUACUGUACGGUGGACGUUUCCCGGGUUGACGAAGCGCUGGUGGAGAAAACCUCAGCCGGCGCGGUCAGGACAGUCAUUGAAACGGAGGCCCGAUUGAAGUUGGAGCGGGCAAAUUGGCGAUGCCGUGCGGUAACGAAGGAUCGCAAAAAUCCCAACCGUAUCCGAAUUGCAUGCCGCGAUGAAGUGGAACAUGACUUGGUCAAACAACUCGCGCACGCUAAGCUCCCCACAGGAGCCAGAGUCAUGCGAGAUGAACUAUACCCAGUCAAGGUCGACAAUGUAAACCGAUUCGCAGUGGUUGAUGAGAACAGUAACGUGAAGCCCGAGGCUAGCGCCUCCCUUGGCGAGGAGAAUGAGGUGCAAGUAGCCAAAGUGGCGUGGCUGAGCAGACGCGACAAUCCUAAGGCAUACGGCUCGAUGGUCGUCUAUCUCACAAAGGUCUCUGACGCAAGAAGAAUUCUCCGCGAGGGCUUCUUUUAUGCAGGAGGCGAAUCAGGACCUACGGAACGAUUUGAACGACGACCGCGCCCCGAACAGUGCUACAACUGUCAGGAAAUCGGACACAAGGCCUUCCAGUGCACGAAAUCGCAGCUUAAUGUCAAGAAGCAAGGGAGCAUACAUGAUAGUUUGAUGAAUGACGACGACCUUCGAAACACAGCAGUUAUAUUGAUCCAGGAGCCACAAGCGAGGAAUAUUGCUGGGCGGCUCCUGACAACACCGAUGGCACACAAUGGUUGGACGAAGAUGACGCCGUCGGUGUGGAGUGAGGGGAGAUGGGCGAUCAGGAGUAUGCUUUGGAUCAACGAGGAUUUGGAGGCGGAGCAGCUGUCAACAGAGUCACCGGAUCUGACGGCAGCCAUGAUAAAUCUACAAGAUAAAUCAAUCUUGGUUGUCUCGGCCUACGUGGCAGGGAUGGACAACACUGCACUGCGACACACUUGCGCUAUACUUCGCAGUUUAAUCAUCACCGCGAGGAGGCGAGCUGAGCGACCAGUUGAAAUCCUCAUCGCAGGCGACUUCAAUCGUCACGAUCAGCUUUGGGGAGGAGAUGAUGUAUCCAUGGACAGACAAGGGGAGGCAGACCAAAUAGUGGAACUGAUGGGUGAAUACUCACUCGGUAGCCUGCUGCCGCGGGGUACCAAGACGUGGCACGAUUGGAGAUACGAGACGACGAUCGACUUGGUAUUGGCAUCGGAGGGGCUAGCGGAGUCCAAGAUUCGAUGCACUACUGACGGAACUGACCAUGGGUCAGACCACUACAAGAUCACAACUUCAUUCGACAUAUCCAUGCCAGAAAUAGCACAUGAACCUAGAUUUCUUUUCAAGAAUACGCCAUGGAAGGAGGUCAAUAACAGAAUACGAAAGACGCUCCAUGGAAAAUCCACUACUGGAGACGUACAAGCAGACACGGAUCAACUGAUGUCGGGGGUGUUGGAAGCCUUGCACGCGUUGACACCGAAAUCGAAGUCAUCGCCGUACGCAAAGCGCUGGUGGACUUCUGAUCUCUCACAACUACGGGCCGUGCAGUCGUUUUGGCGUAAUCGAGCGAGAGCGCAACGACGAGCAGGCCGAAGGGAUCCCGAGCUGGAGGAUAAUGCCAAGGGUGCGACAAAACAAUAUCACGACGCUAUCCGACAGCGGAAGCAGACUCACUGGGAAGAGUUUCUUGCAGACAAUGACAAUAUCUGGGAGGCGGCCAAGUAUAUGAAGUCAAACGGUAGUUCAGCGUUUGGUAGAGUACCACAUCUGAAGAAAGCAGACGGCACGUACACCAGCAAUAAGCAACAGCAAGCCACGGAAAUGUUAGAUACUUUCUUCCCGCUUCUGCCUGAAAAUAUCGAGGAGGAAGGUGACAGGCCAGAGAGGGAGUCAGCAGUGCCCAUGCCCAGUAUCACAAUGGAGGAAGUUGAACGACAGCUGCACAGAGCAAAGUCAUGGAAGGCGCCAGGGGAAGAUGGGCUUCCUGCUUGGGUUUGGAAGCAAGUCUGGCCCGUGGUCAGACACUGGGUAUUAGCCAUUUUUCGGAAUUCCGUCGAACAAGGCCAAGUGCCAAGUCAGUGGCGACAUGCCAAGAUUAUUCCGCUGAAGAAACCAGACAAAGCUGACUACACCAUUGCAAAGGCAUGGAGACCUAUAUCUUUGUUGUCUACGCUUGGGAAGUUGCUUGAGUCUGUAGUGGCAGAGAGGCUGUCUUAUGUGGUGGAAACGUACGGCUUGUUGCCGGCAAAUCACUUCGGAGCCCGAAAACAGAGGUCGGCAGAACAGGCCCUUAUACUGUUACAGGAGCAGAUUUUGUAUGCCUGGCGGGCGAAGCGAGUGCUGAGCCUGAUCAGUUUUGAUGUCAAAGGAGCAUACAAUGGUGUCUGCAAAGGUAGACUCGUUCAAAGAAUGAAGGCUCGAGGGAUCCCGGAAACAUGGACGCGCUGGGUGGAGGCUUUCUGCUCUUCGCGCACAGCGACUAUCCAGGUCAAUGGUCAGACGUCUGACACCCAGGAAUUGCCGCAGGCCGGACUGCCUCAAGGCUCUCCACUGUCUCCAAUUUUGUUUCUCUUUUACAAUGCCGAUUUGGUACAACGCCGCAUUACCUGGAACGGAGGAUCGGUGGCAUUUGUUGAUGACUUUACUGCCUGGGUCGCUGGCCCUUCGGCGAGAGACAAUCGUGCAGGAAUCGAGUCCAUUAUCGAAACAGCUCUUGGGUGGGAAAAGCGCAGCGGCGCUACGUUUGAAGCAGAAAAGACCUCCAUUAUCCAUUUCACCAAGACAAGCUACAAGAACGAUUCAGAUUCUUUUCUCAUUAAGGAUCAAGAAGUGCAUCCCAAAACCCAUGUAAAGGUAUUAGGACUUAUCAUGGACACGCGCCUAAAGUACAAGGAACACAUUGCAAGAGCAUCGUCCAAAGGCCUCGAGGCUGCGAUGCAACUCAGAAGGCUGAAAGGACUCUCGCCAUCGACAGCCCGACGGCUGUUCACAGCCAUGGUUGCCCCUGUCGUAGACUUUGCCUCCAACGUUUGGAGGCACGCAUGCAUAGAUAGGAGAGCAAGGAUGUUGGAUCGAGUUCAGAAGAUGGGCGCUCAAGCUAUCACUGGCGCAUUCAGGACUGUGGCGACCAAGGUUGCUGAGGCAGAAGCACAUAUCAGUAGCGUUCAAGAUCGACUGUGGAAGAGAGCCAUGAAGCUGUGGGUGGAGCUUCACACCUUGCCUGACAGUAGCCCCCUACGUCGAGAGGCUUCUAGAAUGUCUCGAGUGUGGAAAAACGGUUUCUUGUCGCCUUUCCAGCAAGUGUCCGUUGUCUUCAACUCCACUAGCCUCGACGACAUGGAAACCAUUGAACCAUUCACCCUUGCUCCCUGGGAAAAGAGAAUACAGGUUGUAAUCGAUGAUGCUGGAGGAGAAUCAGUACGAAGCAUGGCCGAAGCAGUGCAAGUGGCAGUCAGCAGUUCUGCCAGAAACGACGUGGUUGGUGUUGGCGGAGCAGUCCACAUCCCAGGAUUCUGUGACAAAACGUUUGCAUUCACGCUUGGUGCGAGAGACCAGCACAACCCAUACUCUGGACAGCUGGCAGCGAUUGCCAACAAUUUUGCCGGUGGUACUUCAAGUGUCAGGCUUCAGAACAGAGUGCCAGUAUGUAGGGCGUCGGGCAGGCAUUGGGCUCCAUUGGCAGCAGACACGCUCUUCACACUAUUCCAUCACUGCAAUUCGAUCUAUGACCGCCAUUUUGAACCACCUACAUCAGGACGCCCAACUACUUAUACCCGUAGCUGA